CUUAAAAACAAAAAUACAGUAUAGCAAAUAGAGGUGACAAGCCAAAGACAACGGGAAACAUUUGCUGAUCGGGCAGGGUAAGUAGUGUGAAGUGAUGUAUUGCAUUCAUAAAAGGUCAUUUAGUAUGUUGCUAGCUUUUAUUAUGUUUUUUUUUUCGUAUAACCAGCAAAAUGUUUUUAAACACCUAUUGACUGGCACAGAGGAAAUAACUAAUUUUGUUUCACCGAGGACCUCGAUGUUUCCCGAGGCAGAGCAGAAGGAAAAAUAACUAUCUAGUUUCCCAAGGAACCAGUCUUAAAGUGACGUGUACCAUUUUAUGAAAGAAAAUCUUAAUACCAAGCGAUCAAUAUUCGCAUUAAACAUUGCACUUUUACUCUCUAACCUGAGAGACUUUGUAAUUUUGUCCGCGCGGAAACAUUUGGCGGGAAACAGCUAUCUUGUUAGAUGUAAUGUGAGCUCAAAGUGACCAAUAAGAGCCCUCGUAGUUUGGGAAAAUAAUUCCUGUUAGGAAGCAAGUUGUCUAAUGGCAGCUUCUAAUAAGAAUGUAGAUAUUAAGAAACAAACCACAAGUAUAACGAAGUGUUAACGUCUCUAUUGAUCAAUCUGUUUUAAAAAAAACUUUUUAAAGCUUCUUAUGUUGUUAAAUAUUACUUUUAAAAUUCACUUACAUCAUUUACUUGAUAGACCUGACCAGUUCCGGAUACAAUUGUCGAAGAAUAUUCAAGAAAAGACUAUAUCUAAAUAAACUAAUAGUCAGAGAUGGACUUUGCUAAAGCACCUUGGGGUUUUUUGAUGUCACGUAAGUUUUAAUACAUUGGAUGUUCUAAUUUUCAUGAUUUGGCCCAGAAAUCUCUUCAAGUGUAACGGGCAUGGUAAUUUCCAACAAAGUUCCAUAGAAUCCUACUGCCCGAGCCUUUUAGUUUCAUGUUAAAGAAAUGCAUGGUUCUUUUCUUUUUAUAGUGGUGACUGCUUAUUUACUUUUCUGUCUGGCCACAUUUCCGCUUCAGAUAGCCAUGAUAGUUAUGGGUAAGUUCAUCCAUUUCCAACUACGUGUAAAGAAUACCGGGAGGGGAACUCCACGUAUGAAAGUGGUGGGGAUGCUCAUCGUCUCGUUUAGGGGUAUAAAUUUCGGAUUUUGGUCUCACUUAGGGUGUUGUGGGCAAAACGCCAUCAUCUUUGGCCGUGAGGGUCUCGUUUAGGGUUGCACGCCAAAAAAUAUAAAAUAUAUAUGUCGGUGUUUUAACAUGGUCUCUUUUAGGGGUCAAAAAAAGCUUGGGCCACGCCCAGAUCGGUCUCCCUUAGGAGUUUAACUUAAAAUUUUCGACGAGCAACCCCACCCCUUUCAUAUGCGGAAUCCCCCCGGGGAAAGAAUAGUCCGUUAUCAUUGUUUGCUAUUGUCAUCGCCCACAAUCUAACAGAUAAACUCCUGUGAUGAUUACCGCACACCUUUCUUUCAGGUCCCACUUGUUAGAAAGGUGGAUAAUGUUAUUCACGGGAUAAAUUUCUAUCCCGUGGACAGCGCAAUUGGUUUUCCCAACACUUCUCCGCUGGAGCAUGAUAGAGAUUUAUCCGCGGAUAGCGCUAUCCAUAGUUUGAACACUGUUCCCGUUUAAACUGGGACCAGACGACCAUAUUCCAACACUGAGUUUAGUUACAGCAGCAGUUUAGUUAGAUUUUAUAUGAAUUAGGAUGAACAAGGUGUCAUUUGAACGAAUUCGUGUUGAGUUCAAGUGCAUCAAGGGAAGAAAGGAAGAAAAAUGCCACGCAACCGUUACCUUUUUUGUUUCUUUUCCAAGCGCCUCAGUAUGUGUCUCGUCUUAGGGAAAGUUAAACAUUUUGUAUCCGAAUGAAAGAUGAAAAGAAAUGUUCUUACAUUGAAGUUCAUACUUUGAUAAUACAGGAACAAAAUCCCUUUGAAAUUGGCCAAACGAUCGUGUUCUUUCCUUUUAGGUGCAAAAUACAAAGAUGAGUGCCCUGUGGAAGACAUGAUCCCAAUUUACUUAAUAGUGGCUGCAUCGGCUGGACUCUUCAAUACUUGCUGCUCAAGCGCAUUGAUAUACCAAAGUGGAGAUGACAAGCAGACCCUGAAUCCGCUCAGCGGUCUCAUCCAACUCUUCCAGUUUGCUUGGUUCAUUGCAGGAAAUGUGUGGAUUUAUAGUAUCUACGAGCCUAACUACACUGACCCCAGCAGCCCAUAUUUCUGCAACAAAACGCUGUAUCUAUUUGCAUUCUGGGUUACUAAUUCGUAUUAUAUCUUGUUUGGCGUCGUACUUGGAAUCGUGAAAUGUUGUACAUGUUGUACAUGUUGUGCAUGUACAUGUUGUAUGGGUUUGACGGUAAAAGCUUGUUGCCAGAGUCUGCCGUAAAAUACAAACGAAUAGAUCUUUCCAUGUUUUUAUUUUUUUUUUUUAACUUUAUGACAACUAGUAUUUAGCCAUAUGUACUAACUAGGGAAAAUCGUAUAUCUCUGACUGACCAAUCGAAAACAUUUUUUAUCCUAACCAUUCCCCCCAAAGUCAGCUUUGCAACGUGCUAGAAGUAAUUCUCAACCUCCAGCCUUGGUAUAUUGCUCAAUCUGCAUUUCGCCGAAACUUGCUGCAAAUGCAAUCCUCGAAACUUUGCAGUUGUCUGAAUGCCAUUUUUUUUCGGCAUUUCAACAAAGACUGACCAAAAACAGCCAUUUCAACCCCAGUAAAAAUAGUUAUCAUUGAUUUCAAAUUUCGUACUUCCGUUUUCUUGAUACGGAUUUUAAUUCGUUAGCUUAUAAAAGAACGCCUUAAAUUCAAUAACCACUGCAUGCUUGCAUAGAGCGGGCGCGUUUGUCAGUGCCAGGCAAUCCUACGUACAUGACUUUGUUUCGCGCAAAUGUGAAACUCACUGAAGCUUGUAGAUAUGAACCACUCAGUCAUUUUCCACAUUUUCAUAUCCUUUUAUC
This is a messenger RNA of Porites lobata, 2935 nucleotides long. The record is from the annotation of a GenBank genome assembly. Lineage: Eukaryota; Metazoa; Cnidaria; Anthozoa; Scleractinia; Poritidae.